GUGUGAUCUCAUGUAUGUGUAUGGAACCGGAGGGGGCGGGGCAAAUAGGUGUAAAUUGACUGUCAGGGCCGGGUGUUUGAGUGAGGCCUUUCGGGAGGGUCGCCACAAUAUUGGAUGCUUUUCUCCAGAGUUUCGCCUCCUCUGGAAUACAGAGCUUGAUGACUUGGAACAUAAGAGAGGAGCAGUCGUUUGAGUAUCACUUGCGAGCUAACUGUUUACUUUAGCCUGUUGCAAUAGGCUUUAGAAGAAGCCUUCUGCAUGCGAGCUUAUAAUUGUUAGCAAACUCUGGUGACUUUGGAAGUUCAUUUUGUCCGGGAAAAUAAAAUGAAUUUGAGUCAACUUUUCAGGGUUUUGCUCUCGGUAGCUGUUGCCUGCGAGGCCAUUACAAUUGGAUCAGGCUGUGAAGGAGCUGAAUGCACCAAAACCAUAGAGGUAUUGACCAAAACGGUGGACUAUGGAAAGCCGACCCAACACGCUGAUUACCUGAAUCAGUUCAAUGAGAUGAACUCUCCUACUGUGGACAGGAAACAUCGCGAUGCGGCAUCUGUCCUACCAUUCAUCGGCCUCACUGGAAGUGCAAAGCAGAGUCGUAACUGCUGUAAGAAUGGAGGGACCUGCAUCUUGGGAAGUUUUUGCGCAUGCCCACCACAUUUUACUGGCCGGAGUUGUGAAUACGACGAACGAGUCAGGAGCUGUGGUACCAUUCCCCAUGGGGUGUGGGUUCAGAAAGGCUGCUCAUACUGCAGGUGUGGAUAUGGGGUCAUGCACUGUUUUCCUCAGGUGUUCCAUGAGGACUGUGACGAGGACCAGGAAGUCCGCUGGUUUCAUUCAACGGGUGUCCGAACGCUGCAGACCAAGUACUUCCUGUGUCUAGGACUAAUGUUUUUGGUUUUGUUUGCUUGAGAAGCUAUGGGUGAAUGAGACCCGAUUGAUUUCAGCCUCAAAGGCCUCAUGAAAUGACUCCUGGUUUUUGGGCGACGUACUGAAAUGAAAUUUCCUUCCAGUGGAAGUCGGAACUACAACUUGCUGUGUUAAAAGCAACUGUCGUGUAAAUGUGAAGGAUGCUGUACAUAAGAUUUUAAUGGAAAAUAUUUGGUAUUGUGCUUUUUAUUCGCAAUCUUUCUAGACUUGAUGAAUACGUGUUUUGAACAUGUCAAUCAUUCAACGUGUCCUAUGUUGUACUCUGUUUUACAAAUGGAGUGUGAUGACGUAUGUUUGUUUCUGGUUGGUAGUACACAUUGUGACCAAUAUUAUUGCAUUAACUGUUACGUGUACUCUCAACAGAAACAAAGUGUCACUUUUGAACCAAGUUCUGUUUUAGUUAUCUUAUUGGUUCUGUUGGAGUUCAAACACCUGGUUGCUGUUCCUAUCUACACGGACAGUUUGAUAAAGCCGGAACGACCUGUGAUUGUUGACCUUUUUGCCCGUUUUCCCCUUUUCCCUUAUCUAAAAUAAACAAUUAGACCCCUCAAUCGAUCACCAGUGUUGAUGUUCCAAGUUGUUGUGUUAAUAGUCAUUGCUCUGGUCAAAGUUUUUUUCAAUUGGCUGUGAUGGGAAUUGAAUGUGUUCGUGUCAUUAAAAAUCUCAUAACGUGA
Molecule: messenger RNA, 1595 nt
Organism: Oncorhynchus tshawytscha (Chinook salmon)
Lineage: Eukaryota; Metazoa; Chordata; Actinopteri; Salmoniformes; Salmonidae
Gene: tdgf1
Product: teratocarcinoma-derived growth factor 1
Exons: 6
Coding region: 325-903 (192 amino acids)
Biological process (GO): anatomical structure development
Cellular component (GO): cell surface; extracellular region
Molecular function (GO): signaling receptor binding
Source: RefSeq, a predicted model, not a curated record